AUGGACAGGGCUCUUCUUCCAUCUCUCAGUCGUGUAAAUGGCCAUGCUUUGCAUAGCGGCUGCUUCCAAACGCAUUUGAUCGACGCCACAAAGUUGAACACUUACUUGAACCAAGUCGAGGAAGAGCAAGCGAAGAGUGACCAACUUUUCGAUGGCUUUCAGUCCAGCCUUGUGGACUCAGAGACCAGGGCGCAGAUGUACGAGGAAGGGGAGUUCUUGAAGCCAAUGCUAGUAGCUCGCAUUGCUGCUGCAGAGGCGGGAAAGCUGACUUGCUUCGAGGGAGAUGCCGAACGUAAAACGAAGUUGGUUCGCAUCCGCCGGCUACUUCGCACAGCUGUGACUGGAGUAUUCGAAGCAUUCGACGAGGUGCUCAACGCAAGAUCUCCAACAGCGACUGUAUCUGAUCUUGACAUCGCUGUAGCAAAGGCUAAAGCUUGCUGGAAAAGACUCUCAGAAUAUGAGCGGGCCUAUCUGGAUCUCCUCAAGACCCCUGGAAGCGUUCCUGGAACUACAGCCUACUCCGAUGCGCUCGAAGUCCGCAAGAAGAUGGCGAAGUCACUGGAAGCUACUAGAAGGACGUAUAGAGUGCUUGAAAACGAGCUCUUGGCUGGUAUCGCAGCUAAAACGCUGGGUGACCGCGCCUUCCUGGUCCAACCUAUGAGCGAAGAGAAUAUGGCAAAGCUUGCUAAUGCCUUGAACGCUCUACCAACCGCUGUACAGGAGGAAGGAACACCUCAAAGCCUGACUAGACGCUCGCACCGCGACUCCGAUGGUCGACCCUCGGGGGAGGUUGAGGAAGAAUUACCCCCAGUCGACGAUCGGUCCAGAGCUUUUGCACGCUGGUAUCGUGGUUAUGUCGAGCUGAAGCGAGCAGCGAAGGAGCCACUGACUCAAGUACGUGCAGAACACAGGAAACAUCUGCUAGACUGUAAGCUUGUGUAUCCGAACGCAGACAUCGAUGCUCGUUCACAGAGAUUCAGGACCACAGACGGGAGGAGCUUCAAGAGUGUUGAGCUGGAAAGAAUAAACAGCUUCAAUACCAUCAUCGCCGAGGGCAUGGCAGAAAUAGAAGCAUUCACGCAAAACUCUGGCACGAUACGGUGGGAUUCCUUUGCAGGGUAUACGGGGUUUUCUGGUGAAACGUUCUGGAGCGACAACGCAGAUGGUAACGCAUCAAGUGAGGCUUAUCUCGAUAGAGUAGAGCGUCUGAGAUCGAUUAAGCCGUACACUAUACGGAAAUGGUGUCGGGAUGUUGUCAAGCACAAUGGUCAAGAGGAUAUGAAUGACAUGAAUGUUUCAGCUCCUUCAAGUAUUCAGGAGAUGAGGGCGGCGGGAAUGAGUGGAUUCGCCGACUACGGCGACGAACCCGUCACUGACUGGAAAUUGAUUUUGAAAGGCGGAUAUGAGGCGAUAACGGAUUUGCAGAGGUGGCAGAGCUCGAUAGACAGGACCCUGCUGCUACGAGCUAUCAACGACGAGUUUGACGGCGCGGAGGAAAUGGAAUUACAGGGCAGAGCUGGUUCCGGAGAGGCGAAUUUGAUCAUGGCUGCCACCCUUAGGGCAACUUACAGUGCUGACGCGCAAUCAUGGAUCGUGGCACCAUAA
Molecule: messenger RNA, 1605 nt
Organism: Ramularia collo-cygni
Lineage: Eukaryota; Fungi; Ascomycota; Dothideomycetes; Mycosphaerellales; Mycosphaerellaceae
Exons: 3
Coding region: 1-1605 (534 amino acids)
Source: RefSeq, a predicted model, not a curated record